Molecule: messenger RNA, 1293 nt
Organism: Scheffersomyces stipitis CBS 6054
Lineage: Eukaryota; Fungi; Ascomycota; Pichiomycetes; Serinales; Debaryomycetaceae
Gene: SYA1
Product: putative alanine--tRNA ligase
Exons: 3
Coding region: 1-1293 (430 amino acids)
Biological process (GO): alanyl-tRNA aminoacylation; regulation of translational fidelity
Molecular function (GO): nucleic acid binding; alanine-tRNA ligase activity; Ser-tRNA(Ala) deacylase activity
Source: RefSeq, a predicted model, not a curated record
AUGACUACGGUUUCGUCUACUAUUGUAGGUGCAUUAGCCUGUCAAAGAAACUCCUUUCUCAAAACUUUCAAGACCCAGGUGGUUUCCAGUUUUGAAUAUCAGAAUAAGAACAAAAAGGUAAAGGACGAAGCUCCCAAGGAAAUUAAGUAUGCCGUAGAACUAGAAGAUACAAUUUUGUUCCCUGAAGGUGGCGGUCAGCCUUAUGAUAAGGGUUCAUUGACUUUACCCAACAACGAAGUCGUUCAUGUAACUAGUGUAUUAAGAGACAAGUUAACGGCUUUGCAUAUCACGGAUGCUCCCGUAGAACCAGGCACCGAGGUCACUGUGGAUUUGGACUGGGAUAGAAGAAUUGACUUGAUGCAACAACACACGGGUCAACAUUUGUUAUCGGCUGUUUUUGACACCUACAAGUUGGAGACGUUGAGUUGGUCGAUGGGAGAAAUCAUUAACUACAUCGAAUUGCCCGAAAAGGUCAGUGAUGAAAUCGUAGCUGAGGUUAAUGCCAAGGUGAACAAGCUUAUAUUUGAAGCUAUUCCCAUUGAGGUAGUAACUCCCGAUCAACAUGGUGGAGAACUCGACUACUCUCACAUUCCUGAUGACUACGACUUGUCUCAAGGAAUCAUUAGAAUCGUCAAGAUUGGGCAGUUGGACGCUAAUCCAUGUUGCGGCACCCAUUUGUCGUCAACAUCGCAGAUUCAGUCUAUGUCGCUUUUGCACCAGGUUAGUGUCAGAGGUGGCCAUUCUAGAUUGUACUUCAUCUGUGGAACGCGGGUGUACAAGUACUUAAGCAAGCAACAUGAGCUCUUGAAGCUUGUCUCAGGCACUCAUUUGUCGUGCCAGAUCGAAGAAGUUGCCGACAAGGUUGCUCUUUUGAACUCCAACUACAGGAAGGCCCUUUCUCGUGAACAGAACUUGCUCAAAGAACUUGCGGCCGACGAAGCUAGCCGGAUCUUCACCAGAUUCAAAAACACAGAUGCUAAAGUCGAUUACGUCUACAGAGCCGAGAACAGCCCGGAAUUCCUCAUAUUGGUACAGAAAGAAUUGACCACUUUAAUUAACAGUGAUAAAGAAUCAGGUACUGUAGUGUUGUUCAAUGGAGACUAUCCUUCGGGUACUGGAGGUAUGGUAAAGAUUCUUGGUCCACAAGCCGAGGUCCUUCAAUCGGAGCUCAAGAGCAAGAUCAAAAACUUGAAAGGUGGAGGAAAGGGAAAUUCAUUCCAAGGGAAGAUAGCCAAGUAUGAAAAGGGAGAAUUGGAAACGCUAUUCACGUACUUGGACACCUUCCGAAACUAA